Molecule: messenger RNA, 7701 nt
Organism: Culex pipiens pallens (northern house mosquito)
Lineage: Eukaryota; Metazoa; Arthropoda; Insecta; Diptera; Culicidae
Exons: 2
Coding region: 169-7110 (2313 amino acids)
Biological process (GO): RNA processing
Molecular function (GO): protein binding; RNA nuclease activity; RNA binding
Source: RefSeq, a predicted model, not a curated record
GCAUUUAGUUGCUCAUACGAUUCCAGAUGGAACACAGAUGUGUCAUGGAACUGAUGUCUACACAAAUAUUCCAUUGACAGUGUCUAUUCUAUUUGAUCCAAACUGGAUAACUGCAAUGGAGAUCUGUGAAGUGAUAAAUUAGUCAAUGACAAAAAUCGGCUGUUUAAAAUGGAUACAACCGAAGAAUCGAGUCCUGAUGCUGAUGCAACGACCGGAACCUAUUUCAAACGGCCCGGGACAGCGAACGUUGGUCAGAUUUACGAAACCAAGAUUCUGACCAUGGUUCUUUUCCGACUGCUGCAUGAUGACCAGAUCGAGAGUUUUCACUUGGGCAACAAUCUGAACGAGGCUGGCGCUUUCGACGAUGUCGUCCUCAGAAUCUGCACCGGCGGAAAAGUGCAAGUGUACUGUCUUCAGGCGAAACAUAGGAAAGCCACGAGUAGUGUCAGCUAUGAAGAUUUGGUUGACACCCAAAAGACAAAGGAUGACUUUCGUUUAAAAAAGUACUUUGAGGGAUUCCUGAAAAUACGGCACGCGUUCCGGCCUGACAGUGAUCAUGAUAUUUUUCACGGGGAUUAUGAAAAAACUGAGCUAGAGCUGAUUAUCUUUACUCCAAGUGUGUUAAACUGUCCCGACGAUGAGAAAUGUGAAAGAAUAACAGUGAAUGACAUAUUUCACACUGGCAGUUCGAGAGUAGCUGUCAAGUUUAAGUUAAAUUCAGAAUUACUAGAGUAUUUUGUAGGUGUUUCAAAAGAAUGGCAUAAGAAAACAGUGGCAGAGAAUUUGAUCAAACUUAUAAUUUCGGAAGGGUAUGAUACAUCAAAUAUAAAACAGAGCAUAGACAAGCUUAUUGGUGAAAAGAUUUUGCAUAAGCUAGCAGGUCAAGAAGGUACUGUCAGUUGGUUAGAAAUCAUACAAACACGCUUCUAUCAACAAGAAGCGCCUAUUUAUCCCAAGAAUUUUCAUCAGUUAUGCAAAAAUGCUGCGGAAAUUAUACAAGAACCACUUUUACCAUCGCACGCGGAACACAAUGAUCUUGUGUUGGAUUUUUUCACAAAAUUACAAUUUUACCCAGAACAGGCUACGGAAAAUGAACUCGAUGAAAUUAUAAAGCGCGAUAUUCGGGCAAAAAACUAUGAGAGUGAAAAUCUAAUUUACUCAAAAACACUCCAAGCUGUCGAAAAUUGGUGGAAGCAGACUGGCCAGGUUCAAUAUCAGACUAAAAACAGCAAAAUAUUUGAAAUGGCUUGCAGCGAAGUAAAAAUAGAAAAGAUCCAAACAGUAAGCAUGAAUAAGGUAAAGAGCAACGUGGUAAGCUUCAGAAACGAAACAGUUAACAACCCAAAAUUGGUUACAAUGUUCCAAAAAGUUGCGGAAAGUGAUAUUUUUUUCGUAAACGUUAUCAGCAACACACCGGAACUAAGCUGCGUAAAGAUAAUUCAAUACUUUCAGUUGCUUGGUAACAACUUCAAAUUCGUUGUAGUUGACAGCGCAGAAGUCACGCACACGCUGAAAAUUUUCUCAGAAUCGCAAGCGCAAUGUUUGUCAAUCAUUUAUUUGCCGAUAGUUGAUAAGCGGAUCUUGCAAGCUUUAAGACUGAAAAUAAAACAGCUUAUUGUUAUAACAGCCCAUGAAAUUGCUAAAACGGUAGCAUCUAUAACAGACGAAACGACAAAUUUGGCCGAACUAUCAACCGUUUGUCAAGAAAACCUUCUCGAAAGUAAAGUGGCUUUCCAAGGUUCACUUGUCGCCCUAGGUUUACUUCUGGAUAAGGCACCCAGAACGUUGGUAGAUGCCGAAACCUUGCAGAAGCUCGUCAAUGGUGAAAAACUUGUCAUAUCAAAAUCAUGGCUUCCCCCAGAUUUCGACGAUGCUGACGAUUACUAUAUCGAUAGAGUAUUGCUAGAUAAUCGGUUCAAGCCACCAGCCACGAAGCCCAUUUCCGAAAUCGACGAAGAUUUGGUCAUUGUGGCCGCAGGGCCGGGAAUGGGAAAAUCAACUUUGUUGAUUGGAAUUGCCAAGAAGAUUAAAAAACUUAAUCCCGCAAAUUGGAUCAUAAGAAUAAAUUUGCUGGAUUAUUCAGCACAUUUUUCACAGUGGGACGAAGCGGACGAAGAUUUGAGUGAAAGUGAUGCUAUGAGUUUGCUGAUGGAUGCAAUGAGUUAUGAAAAGACACACUUUCAAUCUUUCGAGGAAAAUCUUUUCCGAUGGUACUGUGAUCAAUCAAAAAUUCAUUUGCUUAUCGAUGGAUUUGACGAAAUCAGUCCCGAUUAUUCCGAUAUUGUGAUCAAGCUGUUAGAGUUUUAUAAGAAAAAAAUCACUGCCAAAAUUUGGGUCACGACUCGAUCUGGGGGAGGUCUCGAAAAAUUACAAGAAUGUUUCCAAGCUCGAACAUAUUCUUUGAAGGCAUUAAACAUUGAUGAAUCCAAAGAUUUUUUGAUGAAUUUCUGGAGCAGAAAAAUUAAAAUUGACCUUGCCCAAAGAACUCAAAUCUUUGACGAUUUUGUGAAACGUUUAUUUCACGAACUGUCCAUAUCCCUUCUUCACGGGGAACUUGAUUUAAUCAGCGUUCCGCUGCAAAUGAAAAUGAUAGCAACGAUAUUCCAAGGCCACUUUGAGGCGUACUGUAAUGCAACGGAAAGUGUGUUUAGCUUUCAGCAAUUAGAUUUAAUAGACCUAUAUGAAAAAUUUAUAGAUCUCAAGUUCAACGUUAUACUGAUGGAAGAAAAGCAUAAAUUAAAUUUAAAUCAGCCUUUUAUCAAAAAACAGAACAAAAAUAAUUUCCAGCAAUUUCAAGACAAACACAAAUUGGCCGCAAUCUACACUCAAUUCAACAAAACAGAUGUGGACAAAAUGAUCAGUAAAGAGCAGAUGGACACCGUGCAGAAUCUUCUAAAUGACGUAGAAAAUUCAGUUGAAAAAACAGGAAUUAUAACCCGUGUUGUAGAUGGCAAGCCAAUGUUCGUCCAUCAAACGUACGCAGAGUUUUUUGCAGCGGCUUUUUUCUGGGAAAAGUAUGUAUCACUAAAGGGGGAACCAUUUGUAACAUUCAUCAAGCAUAGUUUGGUGUGUCUCAUCAAAGAAAAACGAGUGCAAAUUGCUAAAUUUUUGCAAUUCAUGGUGCAGAAAAAGAUUAAAAAAUGCUCAAACCUUCCCUUCAAAGCACGAGCGUUGUUAGACAGUCUUUUAGAUAAUGCACCAAAUUGCUGGAAAGACUUCAAUACCCGAACGUUUUCAAGCUUACUGCAAAUCGUCGAAGAGUCCAUGUCCUCCGAUAGUGAGUGCCUGCCACAGCUUGAAAAACUCGUCAGUGAAAAAUCCAAUUUAAUUCAGAACAUUUUGCUUCUCAAAGCUGCUGAAAAUGGGAACUUCCAACUCGUCCGUGUGGUGACCACUGUGAGAAAUGACAUGCUAAAUGCUACUUUUGACUGGUUAGAAGAUUGGACGGCUUUACACUUUGCCGCGAACGGAGGUCACCUUAACAUUGUGGACCACUUGGUAACGAUGUCAGCCAACGUCAACAGUGUUACCAGGGAAAAUGGACAGACAGCAUUGCAUAUGGCAACUGAGAAUGGCCACACUAGUGUUGUUGAACUGUUGUUGAACAAGGGAGCGGAUGCCAACAUUAGUAUGACAAACACGGGCAUCACCGCACUGCAUCUGGCAGCACGGGAAGGUUUCACCGGGAUUGUUUCCGUGUUGUUGGCGGAGCAUGCUGUGAUCGAUAGUGCUACUACAGUGGAUGGUGAAACUUCGUUGCAUAUUGCUGCGGGAAAUGGCCAUCUGGAUAUCGUUCGGAAUCUGGUAAAAAUGGGUGCGAAAGUUAAUGUUGGAACGCGAAAAAAUGGAUCAACGCCUCUACACAUUGCGACAAAGAACGGCCAUUUAGCGAUUGUUCAAACAUUGCUUGCUAAUGGCUCCCUUGUCAACGCUGGGACUACCGACUUUGGACUCACUCCACUACACUGGGCAGUCCGGAGAAAGAACUUUGAAUUGGCAACUCUGCUACUAGACAAGGGCGCAUCCGUUGAUAGUGCUACAAACGUUGUUGGUUUCACACCGUUACACUUUGCUGCCUCGAGUGGGCAUGCUGAACUUGUGGACUUGCUUUUGGAAAGGGGAACAAACAUCAACAUCGCAACCGCAGAGGAAGGCUGGACACCGCUGCAUUUGGCCGUUCGGAAAAAUCUGGGCGAAAUUGUUUCGCUACUGCUGGAUAAAGGAGCAGAUAUCGACAGUAUAGUGGCAAGUGACGGAGGAACACCUUUGCAGUGCGCAGCGGAAAUGGGACAUUUGGAGAUGGCGCAGCUUUUGAUAGGCAAGGGUGCCGACGUCAACAUUGCUACCAAGGACAUCGGUCGGACGGCAUUACACUGGGCAGCGCAGAAUAACUACACAGAAAUUGUGUCUCUCCUGUUGCAAAGUGGUGCCAAUAUUGACAGCGGUACACUGAAAGAUGGGAAGACAGCAUUAGACAUUGCGAUCGAGAACGACAACUCAGACCUAGUAGAGUUACUUUUGGAAAAAGGAGCAACAGCUCGUGCAAAGGAGUCUGGAUUCACCCCGUUACAUGACGCGGCAAGAAUUGGUUCGUUUGAGGUUGUGAAAUGGCUUCUUAGCAAGGGCGUUGACGUUAGUAGCAGAAGAAACGAAUCGGAUUCAACACCACUGUUGGAAGCAUGUAGCAGAGGGCAUUUCAACGUGGUAGAGUUGCUUAUAGAUGCAGGGGCUGGUGUGAAUUUUGGCAUUUCGGAUACCUCGUACAUGCCAAUGCACGCAGCGGCUCGCAGUAACAGUCCAGAGAUUAUAAAAUUGUUGGAAAAAUAUGGAGCAAACGUUAACUGUACCACAACGGAUGGUCGAACUCCUUUGUACGAAGCGUCUUCCAACUUGGCCGCUAAUGCUGUAAAUAUGCUUCUCAACUUGGGUGCAGAUGCAAAUCUCUUUGAAAUUACAGAGGGACAUACACCACUGCAUCGAGUAGCGAUCAAAAAACACGAUGAUGCAGUUUCUAGAAAGGACGCCCUGGAAAUAGCUAGAGCCCUGCUCAAUCACGGUGCAAGCUAUCUACCAAUCCGAUCCGGAUUAAACCCAUUGCAUGCUGCUGCAACUGGUGGAUCUGAAGAGAUUCUUGAGCUGCUGUUGGAACAAGGCUCUGGCAUCGACAUCAACAGCUAUUGUCAAGCUAUUACGAAGAAUUAUGCUGCUACACCCCUGUGCCAGGCAUGUGCCAAUGGAAAUCUAAAAGCGGCCCAGGUAUUGCUCAAACAAGGCGCCAACAUGCAUCUCGCCGCAACCAUCGCCUCGAACGUAGCCCUCAAGCCAAUACACUGGGCGGCACGGAGCGACAGUGCCGACAUCAUUCAGCUUCUAGCAGCCCAUGGAGCAGACAUAAACAGUACCACAACGGACAACGGCAGAACUCCGCUGUACUUUGCUUGUGUGUACAAUGCAAAACAAGCUUUAAGAGUACUUUUGGACAUGGGUGCAAACACGGAUUUAUGCACUACGAACGGGGAAUGGCAAGGAUGGAAACCUCUGCAUAGAGCAGCGCAGAGAGGACUUUUAGAAGUUGUCGAAAUCCUCAUAAACCAUGGUGCCAGCAUUGAUCCAACGGAAUCGGGAUUAACGGCGUUACAUGCCGUAGCUACAGGUGGUUCGAGUGAAAUUCUUGAGAGUUUGCUAGAGAAAAACAUUGAUAUUAACGGUAAAUGGGGUGAAGAUGAAGUAACACCGCUAUUUCAGGCAUGCUUUUAUAAACAUUCCAACAUUGUUAAAUUAUUACUCGAACAUGGUGCUGAUGUAAAUCUAGGAACAUGCAAUGGUUACAUGCCAAUACACCAGGCAGCACGAAAUGACUGCACUGAAAUCAUGGAAUUACUAGUUUCGAAAGGCGCGAACAUCAACUGCACUACCACGGACAACGGUCAUACUCCUCUGUUUGAAGCCACCCUACAUAAUGCAAAACAUGCUGUGAAAUUACUACUAGACAUGGGUGCAAACGCAGAACUGAACGAUACUAAGGAGGGGAAAUCGCCUUUACAAAUAGCAGCAGAAACCGACAAAUUUGAAAUUUUAAGUAUUUUAGUGAAUCACGGUGACAGUGUACAUCGUGCGAAACCGGAGCUUACGGGUGUAAAUGCUGUGCCAAAAGGCGUCUCUAAAGAAGUUGUGGACUUUUUGCAAGAAAGAGAUAUAAGGAUAAACAGCCAGAGGAAGCACGUCGCAAUAACUCCUCUGUUUCAGGCAUGUAGUGAAGGAAACCUAAGUUUUGUACAACUUCUACUCGAUAGAGGAGCGGACGUGAUGCUCGGCAGAAGCAACAUAGGUUACAUGCCAAUUCAUUGUGCAGCAGCAAAUGACCGUGUAAAAGUUAUACAACUGUUACUGGCCAGCGGAGCGAACAUAAAUUGCACUACUCUGGAUAACGGUCGGACACCUUUAUACGAGGCCGCCUCAAAUGGUGCAAAAAAUGCUGUAAAGUACCUGCUAGAAAUGGGUGCCGAUGCCGAGUUGGCAGACACUAGUGAAGGGUUAACGCCACUGCUUAAAGCAGCUGGCACCGAUCAUUUGGAAGUUGUACGGGCUUUGCUGAACCACGGCGUAAGCGUUCGUCCAAAUGCAUCUGGAUUUACAGCACUACAUGCUGUAGCUAUCGGAGGUUCUCGGGAGAUUCUUGAGUUGUUAUUAGUGACAAACAUCGAUAUUAACAGCAAAUGGAGUGGAAACAAUAAGAAAACACCCCUUUAUCUAGCUUGUGCCAAAGACCACUUGGCGAUAGUUCAACUACUACUCGAUAAAGGUGCAGAUGUUCAUCUCGGUAAACACACCAACGAGUACAUGCCACUGCACUGGGCAGCUUUCAAUGACUCUACCGAAGUCAUAAAAUUAUUAGUUGCUAAAGGAGCGGACAUAAACUGCGCUACUUCCCGUGUCAGAAAAACCCCUUUGGACGAAGCUGAAAGAAAUAAUGCUAAAAAUGCCAUCAAACUGCUUCAAGAAAUAGCAACUAACAUCAGUAACAAAAAUAUAAAUAAAAAACGACGAUACAUGCAAAUAAAAGCAAGUGAUUCUGACGAACCGAAUGUAAAAUUAUCAAAAGUUGUUUAAAUAAUGGCAGUAUACUGCCUAUGUUCGCAUAAAUGUCCCAUAUGCAAAAACAGCAAGCUGAGAAAAUCGCAUUAUAUUUUCGCGGAAAAACUGGAUCCUGAUUUCUAGAACAAAGUACUGGAUGUUAGCUUUUUUGAAAGAUCACACGAUGUUUAACCAAACUGCGUCAAUAACUCAAAAGUGAUGAAAAUGUAUAUGGGACAUUUAUGCGAUCAGGGGCAGUAUACAACUUCUGACUUCUGGCAAAUUUAAAAAAAAAUGAUAUUACUUUUUUCAAAACCUUGCUCCACAAUCUGCAUAUUGUUUUUUGAGCUAUUUUAGGUCUCUGGGCCAAAUAUGAGCAUAAUCGGUCAAUCAUUAUAUUGUGGUUUCGGAAAUAAAUCGAAUUUUUGCGGCGACUUCUCCGACACUACGCUUCGCAAACUUAUCAACUUCAUUUCUGAGUGUAACGAUAUGUUGUGCUGAAACGUCACUGACAACAUUUUGUGCUUGCGUGUUGCCGUCGGAUGUUUUGGAUGAUAAUGAUGGGCAUUUUUGUAGAUAAAAAUUGUACAUAUUUCAUUUGUUUUUUUUGCCUUCCUCACCUCACUG